Molecule: messenger RNA, 3538 nt
Organism: Phragmites australis (common reed)
Lineage: Eukaryota; Viridiplantae; Streptophyta; Magnoliopsida; Poales; Poaceae
Product: pentatricopeptide repeat-containing protein At1g09900-like
Exons: 6
Coding region: 242-1915 (557 amino acids)
Molecular function (GO): protein binding
Source: RefSeq, a predicted model, not a curated record
UGUGCGGCGGCAGGUUUUUUCUGUCCGACUUUGCAGCCUAUAACAUUUCCGCAGGGCCCUCCCUUGCCCGCCGCCCUCCUCGACCUUCCUCAGACCCACACCAUUCCUGACUCCCCUCCCCUCACGGCGCCGCCGCCACCUCCACCCCCACCGCCACGGCGGCUGCCGGCGUCUCCCUCCGUUGGCGACCAUCGCGUGCGCCGCCGCCCUCCCGACCGCUCGGCUCCUCCUGCGCGGGCGCAUGGCCUCCUCCGCCUCCGCCGCCGCCCUCCUCGUCCUACCCUUCCCCUCCUCCUCAUCUUCCUCGGAGGACUCCGACGAGGCCAGGCUCCUCCUGCCCGUGCCGGAGGCAGCCUCCCCGCCUCCUCAGCAGCAGCGGCGGUGGCAGGGCCUGGAGCGCGACUGCAACGUGCUAAUGAAGGCGCUGACGCGCGCGGGGGACGUCGACCAGGUGGUCGACCUCUUCGCCGAGCUCAGGCACUCCGCCUCCAGGGCCGGCGUAGUGCCCAACGUGCUAUGCUACAACACGCUCCUCAACGCGCUCGCGGAGGCCGGCCGCGAGGGGGAGGCCCGCAAAGCUUUCGACGAAAUGCUCGCGGCGGGCGUGUUGCCCAACGCGUCGUCCCUCAACAUCCUCGUCAAGCUGUACGCGUGGUGGGCAGUGGAGUUCGACACCGCGUACGAGUUGAUCUUCCGGUUGCGGGGUUUCGGGGUGGAGGCCGACGUCGGUACCUACUCCACGCUCAUCACGGGAUUGUGCCGGGCCGGGAGGCUCGAUGAGGCGUGGGGCGUGAUCGACUUGAUGCUGGAGGAAGGUUGCCUCCCUUUGGUGCACACUUACACGCCCAUCGUGCAGGGGUAUUGCCGAGAAGGCCGUAUUGAGGAGGCCAAGAAGCUGAUAGCCGGGAUGGAGUGUUUCGGUUGUCCUCCCAAUGUUGUCACUUACAAUGUUCUGAUCAGGGCAUUGUGCGACGACGCCAGAUUUGAUGAAGUCAGGGAAAUUUUAGCGGAGAGUACAACCAAGGGGUGGAAGCCCAGUACAGUCACCUACAAUACAUAUAUGAACGGUCUCUUCAAGAAAGGCAUGGCCAAGGAAGCGCUUCAGCAGUUGGAUGUCAUGCUAGGUGAAGAGUUGGAUCCCACGGCUUUUACUUUGAGUAUUAUUCUAAAUUGCCUUUGCCAUAACUCGAUGGUUUCAGAGGCCAUUUCCUUAUUAGAGAGGAGCACAGCGUUGAAUUGGUGUGCUGGUGUUGUUGCAUACAACACUGUGAUGAGCAGGCUAUGUGACAUGGGCAGAUGGUUGGGUGUUCUGAAGCUCGUGACAGACAUGAUCAAGAAAGGUAUCAUUCCAAACACGCGUACGUUCAACAUUUUGAUUCAUAGUCUUUGCAUUGGGGGAAAGUCUUCCAUAGCUAAGAGUCUAGUCUGUAAUCAAGGGUUUGCUGCAAAUGUUGUGACAUACAAUACACUCAUUCAUUGGUUCUACUACUGGGGAAAACAUAGCGAGGUGAAGCACCUGAUUGCGGACAUGGAUGCAGCGAAGAUUACUCCAGAUGAUGUCACCUUUACCAUAAGUGUUGAUGGAUUAUGUAGAGAAGGAAAUUUUGACAAGGCUACUCGUUGUUUCCUAACAUCUCUCGGGAAUGGAUUCUCAAGGGAUCUUCUUACUGUCCUUAUAAACAGGCUUGUUCACAGUGAUAGAAUCGGGGAGAUCCUUCGCAUAUUCAGAGGGAUGAAAGAAAAAGGAAAAGGUUUUCCCCCUGAUUACAGUAUAUUCGACUAUACAAUAAGAUCAUGCUGUAGGGUUGGCUUUUGUCACUACAGAACAAAUUUUAAACUGGACAUUAUUCUGAAUACCAUGUUGGGACUUGGGGAGGAAGUAAACUCAGCCCAUAAGGGUCAAGGAAAUAGAUAAAUGAUUGCAGGCAAGAUUACAGCAGCUUGCAAUCAGCAAGCUGUGGCAGAGAUGUGAUCUAUGCGGUGUAACUUGCCAUCAACACUCCAGUGCACCAGUCUUUUGUGAGUGCAGUCUGGCUGGACAUGGUCAACAGGACAGGAUCAAGCUGAAUACUUGUAUGCAGCGGGAUCAUAUGAUUAAGUUGGGUGAAGUGUUUAGGUUGCUGUGUGCAUUCUUUACUACCCGCAGAAGACAGAAUGCACAGUACAAGGUGUUGGAUUCGCUCUAGUUUCAUUGAGAUAUUCGAAGAAGCUGAAGAAGAGUGACAGUCAAACUGCCAUUGUUCUAAAUGAUUGCAAGCUUCACCAAGCCAGUUUGAGCCUGGACCGAGCCCGAGCCGAGCUACCUUUCUAGCUCGUUUCAUUUACCGAGCCGAGCCUGCCUCAGCUCGUCAUUCUGCGAGCUCGAGCGAGCCGAGUCGAGCCCGGCUUGUCUCGGCUCGUUUCCACCCCUACUCCCAAAGGAGCAAUUCUGAUGGUGUUAACUCCCAAACAUUUGGUACUGAUGGUGUUAACUCCCAAACGAGCAAUGGUGGUGGUGAUGACUCCAAUGACGACGCUAUUGGUACUGCACGGGCCAGCGAGGAUCCUCCAAAAAGAGGGAGAGGGUAGAAAUCUAGGACACAAUUGAGAUUACCUCCACAUGAUGGGAAGGUUCAGCUAAAGCCUAAAGGUUUCUUGGAACAUAAAUUUGGUUCUGGUAAGGCUGGCAUUUUAAACACAUAUAUUGUAAUGAAACUUGGAAUGAAAAAUGUGGACAAGAGUGAAAAAGCGCUCCAAUCCACAGCUAGAAGCACAAAAACACUUGGUAUAUUCUUCAUCCUUAGCAUUCUUUGAGAUGAACUUGUUUCAGUCUUUGUAGUUUCGAAAUUUUGUUUUAGGAUGAUUACUAGCAGGAGCAAAAUUAGAUGAGAAUUCACAAGAAUUGGAUGGAAAAGUGUUGUACUCCAUAGGAGGUGGCAUGCCCCAUGACCGUGUACCAAUUGCCAAUGGUUCUGUAGAUAAGGCAGAUGUUCUAGCAGCUGCAAAAUCCAAGAAUGUCCACCCAACCAGCACUGCUUCUUAUCGAAGUGUGGUCGAAGAAAAUGAGCAACUGAAGGAGACAAAUGAGAUCCUCAUUGAAGAAAAUAGUGUUAACCGUGAGCUGAUCUUGAUCCAAAUAACUACCCAGAUGACGUGCACGGGCAAUGGCAAUGCACGGGCAAUGGCAAUAACCCGGACUAUGAUGAUGGUGGCGAUGAGGGCUGCGAUGGCAUGCAUAGUAAUGAGGGUUGCGAUGGCAUGGAUGGUGAAGACAAUGGUAGCAGAGAAGAGCUCGGCAUGGCUAACGAUGACUGUGGCACAGAUGCACCUGAAUCAUGUCAACACCAAUUGAUGUCAGGGGAGUGCGUGGAAGCACAUGUAUCUGAUGCUUGUGGCCUCUUUUGGUUCAAACCGAACAGAAGGCCUUGCAGCUCAAGCUUUUUUUUAAUUUAUUUUGAUAGUAUUACUGUAGGUUCUCAUUAUCAAUAGAUAAUGAUAGCCUAUCAUUGAUGUCUCGGUUCCUGCAUCCAGUGCAUUCAUACUAUCACCCAUGUCUCAA